This is a messenger RNA of Limulus polyphemus (Atlantic horseshoe crab), 3859 nucleotides long. RefSeq lists its product as uncharacterized. The record is from RefSeq and is a predicted model, not a curated record. The transcript is spliced from 4 exons. Lineage: Eukaryota; Metazoa; Arthropoda; Merostomata; Xiphosura; Limulidae. Bases 245 to 2749 code for a protein of 834 amino acids.
AGCUCGGUUUGAACUACUUAUUAAACUUUGUGUUUGAAAUGAAACUCGGUAGAUGGUACUAAUUUGUGUAAAUAAUAGUGAUUUUUAAAGCAAUAUAACAGUGGUACCCAGUUUCUGUGUCAGUGAAAGCUUUUUUUUUUCUACGCUCAUUUCGCAUCUCUGUGAAAAAAACAUAACGUAAAUAUGAAGAAUACUGUACUUAUUCACAGAAAUCCGAUCAAAGGUCGUUUGUUUCGACCUCGAAAUGCUGAAGCACCUGUUGAAUUAUUGGCAAACACAUCGCCAGAGGGCGCCGUACAUUGUAACUGACGACCCCUUAUACUGUAAAGACUUGUCUUCAGGGUUUUCGCCUUGCCAAGAAAUCUACACCGUCAGCCGCGUGAACCCCCUUUAUAAGGACUCUGGAUGUGAUGAUGUGAAUAGCUAUCAGUCCGGAGAUUCUAAUUUAAUCUCAAAUUUGGAUGACGUAAAUGGAUGGGAGUGCCUCACUUGUGGCUCCAAUUCUCCUAGGUUAUCCUACCAAAUUACAAGGACUUUUGCCGAGAUUCAUAACGCCCCUUCUUUUCUCCAUCGGAAAAUCUCCCUACCUUUCACUCAGGAGAUGGCUCCUGACGUGGAUGGAGUCGAUGUCUCCACAAAGUCGCCGUUGAAUAAAAAUGUCACAAACAAUUCGUUUAGUAGCCAAAUUAAGAACGCUUACAAGCGCUUAUGUUCUAAAAGCGAAAGAAAUGGAAGCUCUUCUGGGUCUCAAGGGCCCGUUUCGUCCGAAACUGAAGACAGUGGUGUACAGACAGCUACUUCUAUCUCACAAAGUGAAGAGAAUAUGAAAAUAGCAGCGACAGACACUGCUAGUGAAUUGAUACAUUCACGUCAUCGAGAUACACGCGAAACGCCCGUAGCGGAAUCCAUCAACUUAACUGGACAAAAGCACACUCAAUCUCUUUCCACGAAGAGUGAAAAUGUUGAGAGUUUUCUCUAUUCUUUCUUAGACAGAGUAAGAGAAGGACAGCAACAAGCGAAGUCAAGUGAGCCGCAAACCGUUAACAACAAAAUCGCGACUCCAACACCACAAUCUGAGACGAAAGAACCAGAAAAUGCCAUAAAUACCAAAGGUGCUGAUAAAAAAUUACAGAAAAAAAGACAGGAUCGGAAUAAAAACCUAGAAACAGAAACUGUUCCUAAGUCAAAACAUAAAAGCUCAGAUGAAAGUCUGCAAGCUUUUUCUAAAACUACCGAGCAACUCACUAAUCAAACAGUAAGUUCUGGGGCGGCAUUAAAAAGUAUCACUGACAAAGAAGUACAGACUGGACUAAUAAUGAGUAAUUCUGAAGUCCAGCAACGUAGCUCAUGUAUACAAUUAACAAAAAGUUCUUAUCGUGAACCAAAAGCGUUGCAUACAGACAAUCCAGAGCUUAUGGAAGAUGCAAAUGAAUUUACAAAACAUGGUAUUAAUAACGAAGAUGAAACAAUUGGCCAAACACAAGAGAGAAACAAUAAUGGCUUGACUUCAGAGAAAGCAACUUCAGUUCCUAAAUCAACGUCAAACAAUAGUAGUUCCAGUGACUGUUUAUCAGGCUGUCCGUUUUGUGAUCAAGUUACACAAAAUGAACCGGCAGUUCAAACCUUGAUUUCUGAAGUCAAGAAAAGAGACAUCAGAUUUUCGGACAGUGCCAAUUCUGGAAUUUCUUCUUCUGGAUUUAGUUAUGUCGAUGGCCGAACAAUAAACCAAGGUCUGUUUCAAGAAUCGAGGGAAGAAGAGAACUCUAGGCAAAUUCGCCCCAAAACUACUUCAGACCUAUGUAAAAGAUGUGAAGCUCAAAAGAAGGAGCAAGAAACCAAAAAAUACGAGGAGUACUAUAAGUAUCUUCAAAAAUCUGGAGUUCGGCAACGACCAGAAGGUUCGGAACAAUGUCAAAAUUGUCAGAAACGGUUUUCUGAAUACUUCUGUAUAAUGUGUAGAAAUAAAUCUAUGGCAUCAAACGCUCGCAGACAACGAAAUUUUAGAGUUCCACCAGAUGGAUCCAGGUUGACCAGUUCGAUGGAUCACAUGAAGAAACAUUCAAGACAUUCCCCUGAAGGGUCAUCAGUUGAAUCUUUUCUACACGUGGAAAAAGUGGGUGAUCAUACUGACCAAGACAGGACCUUGUAUGAAAACCAUCACAAUAAUCGCUGGAAUAAUAAAGUAGGACAAGAACCAGGCGUACAUAAAGACAGGAUUGAUGGUAGUUCUCGAGGUUCGAUCAGAGGUAGGAGUCAUUGGAACGAUUCACUUCUUCAGUGCACGUGUCAACAACACAGUGACCGUUAUUUCCAUCAACGCCGUGUAACGUUUGCUGAGGAUUUGCAGAAAACAGAAGGCCAGCAUAAUGAUGAUCCAGAACAAGAUAAAAAUAGUGCUUCUGGCUCAAGAAUAGACACCGAGCCUGUUCUCCUAAAUCCUUCUAGACUUCAACCGGAUUCUGUGUCUGCUGACGAAAAUGGAAGUAUGUUGACCUCUUUAGAAUUCAUGGGUUACGGAAGAUUCCAACCCGAUCUCCAGAUCCAUCAAGCACAGCCGGAAGACUUUCUGAGAAACUACCCAUGUGAUGUGGACACCUGGCAGACUUUUCUACGGAACCAAUAUUUACGAAAACGACGGAAGAGGGCGUUGUUUAUGGGUGUUAUGGCUAUCAGUAUCAUCUUAGUAGUAGGGAUCGCUGUGGCUGUUAUACUAGCUUCGUUGAGACGCAAACAUACACAUAUUGUAUAAAGAGUUUAUAUAUGCAUGCAUGUAUGUAUGUAUAUAUAUAUAUAUAUAUAUAUACACACAACUUUAAGACAGAAUUAUUACUAUUUAAAGUUACUUGAAAUGCAUUUUUUCCUGUUUUAUCUAAUUCUAAAUUAUUGUUUAAUUGAUUAAAGAAACUAACCCUAAUUACAAUACAAUAACUUAUUCCUAAUCCUAAGUGUUCCUGACCAACUUCUUUUUUUGGCGAAUUAAUUUUUUGUGAUUUAAACUCGUUGUUAGAGUUGGAAAACUUAGCGCAAGUGAAAAAUCAAGAACGAUUUAGAAUUACAUUAUAUACUAUAUUAAUUAAUACGUAUUUAAAGUGUUUAAGUUACACAGAGUCAAGUAUUAGGGAACUAGGCCGCUUAGGAAGAUAAAUUUAAAAAUAGUUCAACAUAUGGUCACUUGGCAGCUACGAAGGAGCUAAAAAUGGUUUCAGACGUUGGAACCUAUUGAUCAAUGGCCAAAUUAAUACCUUCAGUCAUCAACUUUAUAAAGUACAUGACAUUAUUUGAACCUGGAUAUUGGGGGUAAGGAGAGGGCAUAGGCUUGCGUGAGCUUUUGACUAAUAGGCUUAAUAACUAAUAUCGAAAAACUGUUUUUGUUUCUAACUAAUAGGCUUAAUAACUAACUAAUAUAGAAAAACUCUGUUCUUGUUUCUAACUAAUAGGCUUAAUAACUAACUAAUAUAGAAAAACUUUGUUCUUGUUUCUAACUAAUAGGCUUAAUAAUUAACUAAUAUAGAAAAACUCUGUUCUUGUUUCUAACUAAUAGGCUUAAUAAUUAACUAAUAUAGAAAAACUGGUCUUGUUUCCAACUAAUAGGCGUUAGUAUUACUGUACGAAAACUCUGUUCUUGUUUCUAACUAAUAGGCUUAAUAACUAACUAAUAUAGAAAAACUCUGUUCUUGUUUCUAACUAAUAGGCUUAAUAAUUAACUAAUAUAGAAAAACUGGUCUUGUUUCCAACUAAUAGGCCUUAGUGGAUUAUAGAAAAACUCAGUUCUUGUUUAUAUAUCGGAUUUUGCACCUUUAAAGGGACUAAGAAAAAAUAAUCAAGUUGGGUAGUUGUUUCCAUAUUUUAUUGAAUUAUA